Drosophila sulfurigaster albostrigata is the source of this 1308-nucleotide messenger RNA. Its product is annotated as microfibril-associated glycoprotein 4-like. Bases 43 to 1044 code for a protein of 333 amino acids. The transcript has 4 exons. Lineage: Eukaryota; Metazoa; Arthropoda; Insecta; Diptera; Drosophilidae. The record is from RefSeq and is a predicted model, not a curated record.
GUUCAGUCGAAUUUUGCACUCGGAGUUGAAGCAUUUGAAAAAAUGGUGCUUAAAAUAAUUACCAUAAUUUUCGUUUUGAAUUUAUUCAGUUCGAUAGCAAAAAGUGUUCAAAAUACGCAGUUCAAUGAGACUAAGGAAAUUAUAGAACUGAACGAAAAGUUUGAGAUAUUAAGAUUGGAGAAUGCAAGUUUGUGGAAUAGGAUUGAUGAACUCACUAAAAAACUUCAUCAAUCCGAUGAUGGAACAUUAUACGCACGCUGUGCUGAAGCAACUACUGAUCAAAAAACAGAGAUCAAUAAAAUUAAUGGAUUUAUUGAACUAAAGGCAAAAUUUAAGAUUGGAGAUUACAAAAUAGUGAUAGAUGAGCACGAAAAAGAGAGAAAGGUGCUUGAUGGUGGAAGAUUAUAUCCACGCAACUGUGCUGAGGCAACUGCUGCCUUUAAACACAGCGGAAUCUUUGAGUUAAAGAUCCCAACCUAUGGCAAACUUCCCUUUAAAGUAGCCUGCGAUGUGGAGACUAGAGGCGGGAAUUGGACGAUCAUUUUACGGCGAAUGGAUGGAACUGUGAAUUUCACACGCAAUUGGAUAGAAUACAAGAAGGGUUUCGGAGAUGUGAGCGGAGAGUUCUUUCUGGGUCUAGAUAAUAUCCAUGCCAUGACUACAGAUCAGAGGCAGGAGCUAAUGGUAAUCGUCGAGGACUUUAAGGGAGAUGUCCGCUAUGAGUUAUAUUCAGAGUUUGCAAUUGGUAGCGAGUUGGAUGCAUAUAACUUGCAUACCCUGGGAGAAGCAACUGGAACUGCUGGAGAUUCUCUUAGACAACAUCACAAUCAUAAAUUUAGUACUUUCGAUCGGGAUAAUGAUGACGACUCAAGGAAUUGUGCCCAAUUAUUUACAGGAGCUUGGUGGCACGUAGGAUGUCAUCAUAGUCAAUUGACGGGUACAUAUAAUAAUACGAGAGGCGGCAUGGGCGUGAAUUGGAUUCAUUUCCGUGGUCAUGUCUAUUCGUUAAAGCGUGCUCUGAUGAUGAUAAGACCCAAAGAGUAACUCGGUAAACACAUUUUGUUUAAAGUACUACAAAAUAUACUGACAACUAAAUAUAUAUUUUAUACUAAAUAUAUCCAUAAUGCAUAUUUUCAAUGUAUUCAGUUUAAAGAAAAUAAAAACAUAAUCUGAGCUUCUAAGGCCUAAAAAGUAAUUCUCUGAAAUGCGGAAGUUAAUGAAUACUGAUAACUAAACACAUAUUUUAUACUAUAUAGACACAUUAUACAUAUUAUAAUAAAGUUUGCUCGCCAAAUUCAAAAAAGUUUU